This is a messenger RNA of Lytechinus variegatus (green sea urchin), 1800 nucleotides long. RefSeq names its product ADP-ribosylation factor-like protein 13B. The transcript is spliced from 10 exons. Lineage: Eukaryota; Metazoa; Echinodermata; Echinoidea; Temnopleuroida; Toxopneustidae. Gene Ontology annotation, biological process: non-motile cilium assembly; receptor localization to non-motile cilium. Bases 170 to 1666 code for a protein of 498 amino acids. Gene Ontology annotation, cellular component: non-motile cilium; ciliary membrane. Gene Ontology annotation, molecular function: GTP binding; GTPase activity. The record is from RefSeq and is a predicted model, not a curated record.
ACACACACAAGUUGCUGCGGUAACAAAACAUAUUUACGACAUAUGAGAAAUGCAGUGAUCAGUGACUAAUUAGAUAUUUUCCUUCGUUCGAAGAUGUAAACUACACUGAUUUUAUUACUUAUUUAUAAGGGAACAAGAUAUAACAUAGGUGUUUUUGUAAACGCAGGUAAUGUUCAGCUUAAUGGCCUGCUGUUUUCAGUGGAUCAAGGAGAGGCGAGAGCCUCGCAAGCAAGUUACUCUAGCUCUGAUAGGGCUUGAUAACGCUGGCAAGACAACAGCUUUGAAAGGGGUACAAGGAGAAUCCCUGGACUUGGUCGCUCCAACGGUGGGCUUUGCGAGCGGAGAAUUCAAACUCGGCAAGUACGAUGUAACCGUCUUCGACCUCGGUGGGGGCAAGCGUAUCCGCGGCAUCUGGUCCAACUACUACGGAGAGGCUCAUGGUGUUGUGUACGUCCUGGACGCCAGCGCAGAGGAUCGGCUCCAGGAAUGCAAGGAGUGUCUGGAGGAUGUCCUCAAGAAGGAAAAGAUCCGCGGCAAGAGAAUACUCCUGCUUGCUAAUAAACAAGACCAAGAGGGAGCGCUGGAUGAGAUUGAUAUCUGUGACCAGUUAGAUCUAGAAGAGAUCGUCAGGAACAGUAAAUGCCCUUGCAGAGUGGAAACCUGUUCUGCUGUGCAAGGCAUCGGCAAGCGGAUGGACCCGUCCAUCAGGGAGGGGAUGCUGUGGCUCCUGGAAGGGAUCGGCAACGACUGGGCCACGAUUAGUAAGAGGGUGGAGGAAGACACCGCUGCUCAGAGGGAGGAGGAGAAGCAGAGGAGGAAGGAGAAGAGAGAGCGUGUCAUGAAGGAGAAGGAAGCAAGGAAAAAGAGAGAGGAGGAAGAGAGAAAGGCCAAAGGAUUACCUUCGGAAGAGGAAGAAGACGAAGGUGAGGCAGAUGUAGCCGAUGGGGACCCAUUCAAGAAAGUUAACGAUGGUUACUUUGUACAGAAAAAGAAAGAAGCUGCAGAGGCGAAGGAGAAGCAAAAGAAGAAAGAUUUGGAAAACGCCACAGGAAACAAUAACAAAUCAAAGGAGAACAUUGCGAUGACCGAGUCAUCAUCGUCGCACAAUGUCAAUGACCGCGUUGGGACUGUAGAGGGAGACAUUCAAGAUGUAAGGAGUAAUGGGGAUGGGGGCAGCGACAGGACGUCGGGGAGUGGUCCCUUGAGUCCUGACGUGUUGAGUGAUGGGAAGCCAAGUGGACAGGAUGAAGCAGGGACCAUGCCCGAAGGACAGUCAAAGAAGGUGGUUAUAGGCUCACAGGAGAACCUGAUAGAGGAACCUUCAAACAAUGGUGAAGAGAAGAAGAAGAAGAAAAAGAAGAAGAUCAAGAAGAACAAGACUGCCCCGAUGCCUGUGGAUGGUAUCGACGAGCUAGCACCCUCCCACCUAUCCACUCCUCUUGCCACCCCGUCCUGGGCCCAAGCGCCUGGCCACCGGAAUCUCUUCAAAUCUUCACAGAAGCCCACGCUUGCACCUCUAGUAGAACAGUCCAGCCCGAGGCCGUCCUUGGACCCUCUCGUGCCUUCAAGUACAGUCAAUCACAGAAGAAAAGAGGUACUUCCAGAGCUUAGGUCAAGAUCAACAUUGAAGCCCAACAUCGAAGAUGAUGAUGAUGUCAUGACGUGACAUAAAUCUAUCAGUAACUUAGAGUGACUUAUUAUUUAUAUUGGACCCAGGAGAUUGAGGGGAGAGACAGCAAGAAAGAAAGAGAGAGAGAGAGAUUUAGUGAGAAAGGGAUUGAGGAGGGGGGGGGGAGAAAU